Solanum dulcamara is the source of this 7614-nucleotide messenger RNA. RefSeq lists its product as uncharacterized. Gene Ontology annotation, biological process: defense response to other organism. Lineage: Eukaryota; Viridiplantae; Streptophyta; Magnoliopsida; Solanales; Solanaceae. The coding region runs from base 88 to 7299 and encodes 2403 amino acids. The record is from RefSeq and is a predicted model, not a curated record. Gene Ontology annotation, molecular function: protein binding; ADP binding. The transcript is spliced from 5 exons.
UACAAUUACAAGUAAGAUCACUAGCAAAAGAGAGAGAGAAAUCAUUCUUCAUCACAUACUACUCUUAGCAUUCAACAGAUUUCAAAAAUGGAUAUUGGCUUAGCAGUUGGUGGUUCAUUUCUCUCUUCAGCUUUAAAUGUUCUCUUUGAUAGGCUUGCUCCUAACGGUGAUCUGCUCAACAUGUUUCAGAAGCAUACGAAUGAUGUUCGGAUCUUAGAGAAGCUGAAAAUGACUUUGCUUGGUCUUCAAGCUGUGCUAAGUGAUGCAGAGAAUAAGCAGACAUCAAAUCAAUUUGUGAGACAGUGGCUUAAUGAGCUUCGAGAUGCUGUGGACUCUGCCGAAAACUUAAUUGAAGAAGUCAACUAUGAAGCUUUGAGACUUAAGGUGGAAGGUCAACAUCAAAAUCUUGCAGAAACAAGCAACCAGCAAGUAAGUGACCUCAACCUGUGCUUGAGUGAUGAUUUCUUUCUUAACAUAAAGGAGAAGUUGGAAGACACCAUGGAAACAUUGGAGGAUUUGGAAAAGCAAAUUGGCCGCCUUGGCUUAAAAGAGCAUUUCGGUUCGACUAAACAAGAAACUAGAACACCUUCAACUUGUUUGGUUGAUGAUUCUGAUAUCUUUGGAAGGCAGAAUGAUAUAGAGGAAUUGAUUGACCGUUUAAUGUCUGAAGAUGCAAAUGGAAAAAAUCUGAGUGUAGUUCCUAUUGUUGGAAUGGGCGGCCUGGGUAAGACAACACUUGCUAAAGCCGUUUACAAUCAUGAGAAGGUGAAGGAGCAUUUUGGUUUGAAAGCUUGGUUUUGUGUUUCUGAGGCAUAUGAUGCUUUCAGAAUAACAAAAGGGUUACUUCAAGAAAUUGGCUCAUUUGACUUAAAGGUUGAUGACAAUCUUAAUCAGCUACAAGUCAAAUUGAAGGAAAGCUUAAAAGGAAAAAGAUUUCUUGUUGUUCUGGAUGAUGUGUGGAAUGACAACUACAACGAGUGGGAUGACUUGAGAAAUCUUUUUGUACAAGGAGAUAUAGGAAGUAAGAUCAUUGUGACGACACGUAAAGAGAGUGUUGCCUUGAUGAUGGGAAAUGAGCAAAUUAGCAUGGACAAUUUGUCAAUUGAAGAAUCUUGGUCUUUAUUUAAAAGACAUGCAUUUGAAAACAUGGAUCCUAUGGGACAUCCAGAACUUGAAGAGGUCGGAAAACAAAUUGCAGCUAAAUGCAAAGGACUGCCCUUAGCUCUGAAGACGCUCGCUGGCAUGUUACGCUCUAAAUCAGAGGUCAAAUGGUGGAAACGUAUUUUGAGAAGUGAAAUAUGGGAGCUGCCAGACAACGACAUAUUGCCUGCGUUGACGUUGAGCUACAAUGAUCUUCCCUCUCAUUUAAAACGAUGUUUUUCUUAUUGUGCAAUAUUUCCUAAAGAUUAUCCAUUUAGGAAAGAACAAGUUAUUCAUCUGUGGAUUGCUAAUGGUCUCGUACCACAUGAAGAUGAAAUAAUUCAAGAUUCAGGCAACCAAUACUUUCUUGAGUUGAGAUCAAGAUCAUUAUUCGAAAGGGUCCCAAAUCCUUCUGAAGGGAACAUAGGGAAAUUCUUGAUGCAUGACCUUGUCAACGAUUUAGCCCAAAUUGCAUCUUCAAAACUUUGUAUCAGGUUGGAAGAGAGCCAAGGAUCUCAUAUGUUGGAAAAAAGUCGGCACUUAUCAUAUUCAAUGGGAGAUUGUGGUGACUUUGAGAAAUUGACACCCCUCUACAAAUUGGAGCAGCUGAGGACAUUGCUUCCAAUCAGUUUCCAAUAUCCUGGUGCUCCACUUAGCAAGAGGGUGCUGCAUAACAUACUGCCAAGACUAAGAUCUUUGAGGGCAUUAUCGUUGUCUCAUUACUCGAUUAGGGAGUUGCCGGAUGACUUGUUUAUCAAAUUAAAGCUCCUCAGAUUUUUGGACCUUUCUCGAACAUGUAUUAAAAAGUUGCCUGAUUCCAUUUGUGUAUUGUAUAACUUAGAGACACUUCUCCUGUCAUCUUGUGCUGAUCUUAAGGAGCUACCUCUGCAGAUGGAGAAGUUGAUCAAUUUGCAUCACCUCGACAUUAGCAACACUUCUCUCUUGAAGAUGCCGCUACAUCUAAGCAAGUUGAAAAGUCUCCAUGUGCUAGUGGGAGCCAAGUUUCUUCUAAGUGGUUUGAGAAUGGAAGAUUUGGGUGAAGUAGAGAACUUGUAUGGAUCUCUAUCAGUUCUGGAGUUGCAAAAUGUAGUUGAUAGAAGGGAAGCUCUGAAGGCAAAGAUGAAGGAGAAGAAUCAUGUUGAGAAGUUGUCUUUGGAGUGGAGUGAAAGUAGUGCCGACAAUUCACAAACUGAAAGAGACAUACUUGAUGAGCUACACCCACACACAAACAUAAAAGAACUCCAAAUCACCGGAUAUAGAGGAACAAAAUUUCCAAAUUGGCUAGCUGAUCAUUCGUUUCUUAAGCUAGUACAAUUGUCUCUUAGCAUGUGCAUGGACUGUGAUUCCUUGCCAGCACUAGGACAGCUUCCUUCUUUGAAAAUCCUUUCCAUCAGAGAGAUGCAUCGAAUAACAGAGGUGACGGAAGAAUUCUAUGGCAAUUCGUCCUCCAAAAAGCCUUUUAACUCUCUUCAGACGCUUCAAUUUGCCGAUAUGCCAGAGUGGAAGCAAUGGCACGCACUCGACUUCCCUAAACUUGAGAACCUUUCAAUUGAAAAUUGUCCGAAGUUGAUGGGGAAGUUGCCUGAAAAUCUUUGUUCUCUGAUAGAAUUAAGUAUUUGGAGAUGUCGUGAACUCAAUUUGGAGACACCUAAACUGUUUACAUCCCAACUUGAGAAAUUAUAUAUUUUUAGUUGUAACUCUCUUACCUCCUUACCUUUUAGCAUACUGCCGAGUAGCUUGACGACAAUAUGGAUAUCUGGUUGCCAGAAAUUGAAAUUGGAUGCGCCAGUUGGUGAAAUGAGUUAUUGUAAGGAUGUGUUUCUCCAGGAAUUGGAACUGGCAGGAUGUGAUUCUAUAGAUGAUAUAUCACUUGAGUUGCUCCCAAGAGCAUGCUCUUUGAGGGUAAAGAGUUGCCAGAACCUUACGAGGUUUUUCAUUCCUACUGCGACUGAAAGACUUUCUAUUCAUAAUUGUAAGAAUGUUGAAAUACUUUCGGUGGCAUGUGGGGGGACCCAGAUGACGUCUUUGAUUAUUAAGGAUUGUUCAAAGCUGAGAGAGAAUAGUACCUGUUUUGACGAACAGUUGAGUAUACUUGUCUCGCAUGUCCUUCUCAGUCUCCCAAGUAGCCUCCUCCACCGAACAAUGUUUCCAUUGCACUUUAACCAUAUUGAUCUCUUUAGUCCUCAACUUCCGGACAUCACGAUCAAAGAUUGCAACUGGCUCUUACUCAUAGUGAAGAUUUCAGAAAUGGAGAUUGGCUUAGCAGUUGGUGGUGCAUUUCUCUCUUCAGCUUUGAAUGUUCUCUUUGAUAGGCUUGCUCCUAAGGGUGAUCUGCUCAACAUGUUUCAGAAGCAUACGAAUGAUGUUCGGAUCUUAAAGAAGCUGAGAAUGACUUUGCUUGGUCUUCAAGCUGUGCUAAGUGAUGCAGAGUAUAAGCAGACAUCAAAUCAAUUUGUGAGACAGUGGCUUAAUGAGCUUCGAGAUGCUGUGGACUCUGCUGAAAACUUAAUUGAAGAAGUCAACUAUGAAGCUUUGAGACUUAAGGUGGAAGGUCAGCAUCAAAAUCUUGCAGAAACAAGCAUCCAGCAAGUAAGUGACCUCAACCUGUGCUUGGGUGAUGAUUUCUAUCUUAACAUAAAGGAGAAGUUGGAAGACACUAUUGAAACAUUGAAGGAUUUGCAAGAGCAAAUUGGUCACCUUGGCUUAAAGAUGCAUUUUGGUUCGACUAAACAAGAAACUAGGACACCUUCAACUUCUUUGGUUGAUGAAUUUGAUAUAUUUGGUAGGCAGAGAGAAAUAGAGGAUUUGAUUGACCGUUUACUGUCUGAAGAUGCAAAUGGAAAAAAUCUGAGUGUAGUUCCUAUUGUUGGAAUGGGGGGCGUGGGUAAGACAACACUUGCUAAAGCCGUUUACAAUGAUGAGAAGGUGAUGGACCAUUUUGAUUUGAAAGCUUGGUUUUGUGUUUCUGAGGCAUAUGAUGCUUUCAGAAUAACAAAAGGGUUACUUCAAGAAAUUGGCUCAUUUGACUUAAAGGAUGACAACAAUCUUAAUAAGCUACAGGUCAAAUUGAAGGAAAGCCUGAAGGGAAAGAAGUUUCUUGUUGUCCUUGAUGAUGUGUGGAAUGACAACUACAACGAGUGGGAUGACUUGAGAAAUCUUUUUGUACAAGGAGAUAUAGGAAGUAAGAUCAUUGUGACGACACGUAAAGAGAGUGUUGCCCUGAUGAUGGGUAAUGAGCAAAUUAGCAUGGACAAUUUGUCAAUUGAAGAAUCUUGGUCUUUAUUUAAAAGACAUGCAUUUGAAAACAUGGAUCCUAUGGGACAUCCAGAACUUGAAGAGGUCGGAAAACAAAUUGCAGCUAAAUGCAAAGGACUGCCCUUAGCUCUGAAGACGCUGGCUGGCAUGUUACGCUCUAAAACAGAGGUCAAAUGGUGGAAACGUAUUUUGAGAAGUGAAAUAUGGGAGCUGCCAGACAACGACAUAUUGCCAGCGUUGACGUUGAGCUACAAUGAUCUUCCCUCUCAUUUAAAACGAUGUUUUUCUUAUUGUGCAAUAUUUCCUAAAGAUUAUCCAUUCAGGAAAGAACAAGUUAUUCAUCUGUGGAUUGCUAAUGGUCUCGUACCACAGGAAGAUGAAAUAAUUCAAGAUUCAGGCAACCAAUACUUUCUCGAGUUGAGAUCAAGAUCAUUAUUCGAAAGGGUCCCAAAUCCUUCUAAAGGGAACAUAGAGAAAUUCUUGAUGCAUGACCUUGUCAACGAUUUAGCCCAAAUUGCAUCUUCAAAACUUUGUAUCAGGUUGGAAGAGAGCCAAGGACCUCAUAUGUUGGAAAAAAGUCGGCACUUAUCAUAUUCAAUGGGAUACUGCGGUGACUUUGAGAAAUUGACACCCCUCUACAAAUUGGGGCAGCUGAGGACAUUGCUUCCAAUCCGUUUCCAAUAUCCUUGUCCACUUAGCAAGAGGGUGCUGCAUAACAUACUGCCAAGACUAAGAUCCUUGAGGGCAUUAUCGUUGUCUCAUUACAAGAUUAGGGAGUUGCCGGAUGACUUGUUUAUCAAAUUAAAGCUCCUCAGAUUUUUGGACCUUUCUCAGACAAGGAUUGAAAAGUUGCCUAAUUCCAUUUGUGUAUUGUAUAACUUAGAGACACUUCUCCUGUCAUCGUGUGGCUAUCUUGAGGAGCUACCUCUGCAGAUGGAGAAGUUGAUCAACUUGCAUCACCUCGACAUUAGCGACACUCAUCGCUUGAAGAUGCCGCUAUAUCUGAGCAAGUUGAAAAGCCUCCAAGUACUAGUGGGAGCUAAGUUUCUUCUAAGUGGUUUGAGAAUGGAAGAUUUGGGUGAAGUAGAGCACUUGAAUGGAUCUCUAUCACUUCUGGAGUUGCAAAAUGUAGUUGAUAGAAGGGAAGCUCUGAAGGCAAAGAUGAAGGAGAAGAAUCAUGUUGAGAAGUUGUCUUUGGAGUGGAGUGAAAGUAGUGCCGACAAUUCACAAACUGAAAGAGACAUACUUGAUGAGCUACACCCACACACAAACAUAAAAGAACUCCAAAUCACCGGAUAUAGAGGAACAAAAUUUCCAAAUUGGCUAGCUGAUCAUUCGUUUCUUAAGCUAGUACAAUUGUCUCUUAGAAAGUGCAUGGACUGUGAUUCCUUGCCAGCACUAGGACAGCUUCCUUCUUUGAAAAUCCUUUCCAUCAGAAGGAUGCAUCGAAUAACAGAGGUGACGGAAGAAUUCUACGGCAGUUCAUUCUCCAGAAAGCCUUUUAAGUCUCUUGAGAAGCUUGAAUUUGAAGAUAUGCCGGAGUGGAAGCAAUGGCACGCACUCGACUUCCCUAAACUUGAGAACCUUUCAAUUGACAAUUGUCCGAAGUUGAUGGGGAAGUUGCCUGAAAAUCUUUGUUCUCUGAUACAAUUAAGAAUUUCAAGAUGUCCUGAACUCAAUUUGGAGACACCUAAACUGUUUACAUCCCAACUUGAGAAAUUAUCUAUUUUUAAUUGUAACUCUCUUACCUCCUUACCUUUUAGCAUACUGCCGAGUAGCUUGAAGAGAAUAAGGAUAUCUGGUUGCCAGAAAUUGAAAUUGGAUGCGCCAGUUGGUGAGAUGAGUUAUUGUAAGGAUGUGUUUCUCCAGGAAUUGGAACUGGAAGGAUGUGAUUCUAUAGAUGAUAUAUCACUUGAGUUGCUCCCAAGAGCACGCGAAUUGACUGUACGUUGCCAGAACCUUACUAGGUUUUUGAUUCCUACUGCGACUGAAGAACUUUCUAUUUGUAAUUGUAAGAAUGUUGAAAUACUUUCGGUGGCAUGUGGUGGGACCCAGAUAACGUCUUUGUAUGUUCAGGGUUGUUCAACGCUGAAGUGGCUGCCAGAACGUAUGCAGGAACUCCUUCCAUCUCUUAAAACACUGCGUCUUUGGAAUUGUCCAGAAAUAGAGUCCUUUCCUGAAGAAGGAUUGCCCUGCAAUUUACAAGCUCUUACUAUCAGGAAUUGCAAGAAACUGGUGAACGGCCGAAAGCAGUGGCGUUUACAAAGACUCUCCUGUCUCAAAAAGUUAGAAAUCAAUCAUAAUGGCAGUGACGAAGAGAUUCUUGCUGGUGAGAAUUGGGAGUUGCCUUCCUCUAUUCAAAGCUUAACCAUAGACAAUCUGAAAACAUUUAGCAUCCAAGUUCUCAAAAGCCUCACCUCUCUUGAAUAUCUAUGUAUUCAUUCCCCGCACCUCACUUUGCUUCAAAGUUUCCAGUCACUUUCCGAAUCAGCACUGCCUUCCUCCCUCUCUAAGCUGACCAUUGUAAAUUGCCCUAAUCUCCAAUCACUUUCCGAAUUAGCACUGCCUUCCUCCCUCUCUCAGCUCACCAUUGUAAAUUGCCCUAAUCUCCAAUCACUUUUAGAAUCAGCACAGCCCUCCUCCCUCUCUAAGCUGAUCAUUGAGGAUUGCCCUAAUCUCCGAUCACUUUCUGAAUCAGCACUGCCCUCUUCCCUCUCUCAGCUGACCAUCCGUAGUUGCCCUAAUCUCCAAUCCCUUCCAGUAAAAGGGAUGCCCUCUUCCCUCUCUCAAUUAUGUAUUUUCAACUGCCCAUUGCUCAAACCACUACUAGAAUAUGAAAAGGGGGAAUACUGGCCAAAUAUUGCUCAAAUUCCCACCAUACUGAUCGAUUGGGUAUACAUGUGAUGAUUAAAAUGAAUGGCUCUCCAACAGAUGUAUUGGAUUGGUUUAAUCGAAAGUUUUUAGUUCUUGUAAGCAUCAAACAUCCCAUGUCAAGAAUGAAACUUUGCUUAAUAGUAGAAUGAAGAUAUCUUGUCACUAUAGAAAAUCUUUUAAAUAAAUCUAUGCUGAUACAUUGUAUUUUUACUAUCCUUCCUACGUUUGGACACAUUUAAUUGUGCCACAACAUGGAUAACUAAAGUUUGUCAAUUGGUUGCUAAAUUGAAUAUAUCGGAAAUAAUCUCUCUGCCUAGUGAGGUAAGAUUUACGUACACCUAUCUU